AUGCUUAAGACUUUUGUACUUUCUGCUGUGGCAGCAACCGCGUUUGCUGCACCUGCAAAAUUGUAUUUGCAGCCCAGCAAAGAUGCAAUUCUAUCGGUUGAUCAGUCACUGAUAACACCAAACUGCUCGCUUGCAAACGUCUCCAUGAACCUGGGAAAUGUCAGCCUUCCGCCGCCAUCUGGGCAGAAGUUGCUUCACGUGGCUGUGGGGCGAGGUAUCCAGAAUUACACCUGCUCCUCCCCAGAGUCAGCGCCAACCGCCGUGGGCGCAAUUGCCACCCUGUACGAUGCCGGCUGUCUUGCCGCACACCAGCCAGCCGUAUUCGAUCUCACCCCCGAUAUCAUCCUCCAGUUCUCUCUUCAAACCGAAGCAUCCGCAACCUUGAGCAAUUUCAACACCAAUAUCCUGGGUCACCACUUCUUCUUGAACGCAUCCACCCCGGUUUUCGAUCUCAACACGCCCGACGCGAGUUUUGGAAAAGUGAUUGCGCAGAAGCUGAAUUCUACCAAUGCCCCUGCCGGCUCUCCCGCAGGCCAGGCGUCGAACAAGAAUGGCGCAGUGCCGUGGCUCUUCCUUGACGCUGCAGCGGGCACGACUGGAAACGUCCGCAGUGUCUACCGCACCCACACAGCCGGUGGUAAUCCCCCUGCGACGUGUUCCGGCUUGCCUGCAGCGUUUUCUGUCGAAUUAGCAAAUCUGCUAGCUGAUCGUCUUGCGACAUCUGUCAUAAACGAAAGUUUCGUCCAUGACGAAUCAUCACGAGAGACGCGCUGCCGUCCACGGUUCCAGUCGUGUCCAGACGGCACGAACCGAACAAUAAAGGUUGGUGUCGCGUCGAGCUUCACCGCUCUCCUAGGCACAAUUUUCCAAAACCUGCAAUUCUAUUCUGCAUUGAUCGUUGAAUCUCAGCUUCAAUUCUCAACCUGCAUACUCGAACCACUUGACGUCUUGAACAACGUUUCACCAUGUCGUAUAACGGAAAAGGGAUACACCUACACUGGCUCGGGGACUAACAGCCAGCUAUCAGCGUUGCCCACACUAAUCGACUCCUUGCUAACUGGCCUCAUCCAGGGCAACCACUGGUGCUCUCGAGACUACGGAACUGGAUCACACUCCAAUGGCUACGGCCGUGGCGAUGCCUAUCACUAUUCCAACGCGUAA
This is a messenger RNA of Rasamsonia emersonii CBS 393.64, 1161 nucleotides long. RefSeq lists its product as uncharacterized. Lineage: Eukaryota; Fungi; Ascomycota; Eurotiomycetes; Eurotiales; Trichocomaceae. The transcript is spliced from 5 exons. The record is from RefSeq and is a predicted model, not a curated record. Bases 1 to 1161 code for a protein of 386 amino acids.